This is a messenger RNA of Phoenix dactylifera (date palm), 3061 nucleotides long. Its product is annotated as two-component response regulator-like PRR37. Gene Ontology annotation, biological process: cytokinin-activated signaling pathway; phosphorelay signal transduction system. The record is from RefSeq and is a predicted model, not a curated record. Gene Ontology annotation, molecular function: protein binding. NCBI's taxonomy places the organism in Eukaryota, Viridiplantae, Streptophyta, Magnoliopsida, Arecales, Arecaceae.
UUCUUUCUCAGUUUCCCAUGCCAUGGCGUCCCUUUCAGCGCAAGCCACCCCCACCCCGCCGCCGUAGCACUUAGAACCCCUUCCCACCAAGACUCUUCUCCCAAUCUUUUUCUUUCUCCGCUCCUAUCUUCUUCUUGAUCUCGAAACGAGGUCGGAGCUCCUCGGAUCACCGGCGGGUUCGGGCCACCUUCUUGCUCUCCUCCCCUCGCGGAAACCUGCACUUUGACCGAGCAAGAAGGGCAUCUUGAGCGUCUGAGGCGGUUCUUUCUUUGAAACCCUUGCCUCUAUUGGUGGAAUCUUUAGGUUUGGAAGGUGCGAGUAGUUAGACAAGAGGUGUGGUGUUCUUGAAGGCAACAGAAUGUGUGCCUUCUCUUCUUGGAUAAAGAAGCGUUUUCUGCUGCUCUGCACCAUUGUUGGUCAUUUUGAGUCUGGUUGAUGGGAAGUGUCGAUCAAGUAAGCCCCAAUGGGGCUGGGAACAAAGCGAUGCCGGAACUAAACUAUCACAUCCGGGAUGAACACAAUGAAGUUAUUGAUGGCAUCAUGAGGGAGGGCCAGGGGCUCUCAGGAGGGGAUGAGUCGAGGAUUAAUGAGGCAGCAGAAGAUUUGAACAAUGACCAAGAAGGUUAUGGGGCAGUCCCAGUGGCACAUCAGUCCGGUCCACGUAAACAGCAGCAGUCACCAGGGCCAAUCAUUCGUUGGGAGAGGUUUCUUCCUGUCAGAUCACUGAAGGUCCUGCUCGUGGAGAAUGACGAUUCAACCCGCCAAGUUGUCAGUGCCUUGCUCCGUAACUGUAAUUAUGAAGUUACUGCUUCUGCAAAUGGCCUUCAAGCAUGGAAAAUCUUGGAGGAUCUUACAAAUCAUAUUGACCUUGUCUUGACUGAGGUACUCAUGCCUUGUUUAUCUGGCAUUGGUCUUCUAAGCAAGAUCAUGAGCCACAAAACUUGCAAGAAUAUUCCUGUUAUUAUGAUGUCAUCAAAUGAUUCCAUGGGUACAGUCUUUAAAUGUUUGUCAAAAGGUGCAGUUGACUUUUUAGUGAAGCCUAUUCGCAAGAAUGAGCUAAAAAACCUUUGGCAGCAUGUCUGGAGGAGAUGUCAAAGCUCUAGUGGCAGUGGCAGUGGCAGUGAAAGUGGCACCCAAACCCAAAAAUCUGCUAGGUCAAAGAGUGCUGAUGACUCUGACAAUAAUAGUGGCAGCAAUGAUGAUGACGACGAUAGGAGCAUUGGCUUGAAUAUUAGAGAGGGAAGUGAUAAUGGUAGCGGAACUCAGAGUUCCUGGACGAAACGUGCGGCGGAUGUGGACAGCCCCCAACCUAUGUCUCCAUCAGAUCAGUUAGAUGAUCCACCUGAGAGUACCUGGGCUCAGGUCAUUCACCCGAAGCCUGAAACAUUCUGUAAUGAUUGGGUGCCUAUGACUGCCAAUAGGGAGUGCAAAGGAAAAAAAGAACUUUAUGCAGAUGAUUUCAUGGGCAAAGACCUGGAGAUUGGAGUACCCAGGAAUCCAGAUACACAAUAUGAAUCAUAUCCAACUGAGCAGGUUUCUACCAAGUUAACAUGCACAAGCAUGGACAAAUUGCCUGAAAGUGACCCAAAAAUUGAGGGUACAUUGGGACUUGAUAACAACAAUAUGUCUGAUGAACCAAGCAUCCAAGCUGCUGAUCUGAUCGGUGCAAUCACUAACAGCAUGGAUGCUCAACUGGUAACCAGAGUUAUGGAGGCACCUAAUGGCUUCUCCAGUGUCACAGAAGGCAAAGAUAAAACUGCGGAUGGCUCCAUGGAGUUACCAUCCCUUGAGUUGAGUUUGAAGUGGCUGAGAUCAACAGGACAGAAGGGAGCUGCUACUCAUGAUGGCUGCAAUGUUCUAAGACGUUCAAAUCUGUCAGCAUUCUCAAGGUACCACACUUCUGCUACUUCUAAUCAAGCCCCUACUGGGUAUGGAGGUAGCUGUUCUCCGCUUGACAACAGCUCAGAGGCAGUGAAGAUGGAAUCUACAAACAAUAUGAUAUGUAAUUCAUAUGCUGCUCCUCUAAAACGGGGCUCUGAUUGCAGUAGUAACAACAAUGACAUGGGCUCCACCACCAAUAAUGUCUUCACAAAACCAGUUGCGUACAAGGAAAAAGCAGCAUCUACAUCAACGUUCAAGUGUAUCCAUCCCUCUUCAGCCUUCCAUCCUGUGCAGUUUCAAGCAUCUGCUCAGCAAGUUAUGCAACAGAAAGUUGAUGAUUUAGCAGCAGCAUCAGUGGGACAGCCAAGAGAGAUCCAAUGUCGAGUCCAAGUGCACCAUCGCCAUCACCUCUAUCAUCACCAACACCAUAUCCACAGCAUGCAGCUGCAGCAGCGGCUGCAGCCACCAGACCAUGAUGAGAUGUCUCUCAAGAAUAUGGCAGCAGCUGCCCCACAAUGUGGGUCAUCUUCUAUGUUCACUGGGCCAGUGGAAGGUAAUGCUGCAAAUUAUAGCAUAAACAGGAGCAAUUCAGGAAGUAAUCAUGGGAGCAAUGAGCAGAAUGGAAGUAGUGCAGCUGUCAAUGCUGUAGGAAUGAAUAUGGAGAUUGCCAAUGGUAUUGCAGACAAAAGCACGGCUGGAGGUAGCGGUAGUGGGGUAGAUCAGUGCCGUUUUGCAUGGAGAGAAGCUGCCCUGCAGAAAUUCAGGCAGAAAAGGAAGCAAAGGAACUUUGGAAAGAAGGUCCGUUAUCAAAGCAGGAAGAGACUUGCAGAGCAGAGGCCACGCAUGCAUGGACAGUUUGUGCGACAGUCUAUUCAAGAACAGAGAGACCAGGAAGAAAACAGAUGACAUCAUCAGUCAUUUGGGUACAAAAUGUUAGCAAGUAUGCAAAUUGAAAUUUCUUGGCUUUGAGCCGCUCAUGGAUGGGCAGCACAUAGAUCCAGGUUGUGAGAACAUAAUAAAAGGAUUUGGUGUGUGGCAUGACUUCGAUGACUACUACAUGGAUGUUGGUCACCCUUGAAAGGGGUAGCUAUCAGCUGUAAUCGUAAAGGCACGUCCGCAGCACUGUUUUAUGGUUUGUGCUGUUAAAGUCUGCAUGUUAUUGUUAUCCUGUUUCAGUCCA